Molecule: messenger RNA, 798 nt
Organism: Peniophora sp. CBMAI 1063
Lineage: Eukaryota; Fungi; Basidiomycota; Agaricomycetes; Russulales; Peniophoraceae
Source: the annotation of a GenBank genome assembly
AUGUUCAACCUCCUUGCCAACUCGGUCACCGCUCUCUCAUUUGGCCUGCAACCCGCUCUCGAACGCGCGCUUCGAUUCAUGCAACCAGCGUGGAAUCAUACCGUACAGUUCGAGGCCUUUGUCGCAUCGUCUACCUUCCGCGUGGGUCAGCUGCCAGGUGUCCCCAGCAACUCCAUCGCAUUCUUCGCCUACCCAGAGCUCCACAUCGACCCAACCGAUACAUUCCUAAUAGCCACGGGGCCACAUGGAUGGUUCAAUCUGUACUGUAGCAUCGAUAUAAUCGCGGAGAACCCCGCGCUCAUCAUCCCCUCCCGUUUAUUCGUCCCGCACGAGGGGUCUCGCAGAAUGGAGGCUUUUCUACAACGUACCGACAUGCUCCCUAUAUUCUUCUCCCGAACGGGUGGGGGUGUAGGGGUGCGCAUCGACUCCAACGUCGACUUCGAUAUGCUUCUCGACGUCCCCACUCGCAUUACGGCACACUCCCUAAAGGUCAUCCUUCAUCUGCUCAAUUACACGCCGAACGAGAAGCAGAUUCAAUUGCGCACCGCCGCGGGAAGCCCGAACGUCUCUUCCCGCCGCCUCGCGCGUCUCGUUGCCGCCAAGGUCUCCCACUUCGUGAGGGAAGCUGAGAGAGAGAACCCUACUAUCACGCAAUGGGCGGACCCGCGUUGGAGGAUGGGUUCUGGACCUGGCUACAUCGGCAGCGGGGAUAUUGUACUCCUUGGGAUUGUAUUCGUGUCCCAAGGAAAGAUCACGCCGCUACUUCGGGUGCGAGGCGACUUUGUCUUCCUAUUCUAG